GACCCUCUGAGGUACACAGACAAACGAGAGUGCCCUAUUGCGAACAACAGUCUGCGAUUCAUCAAGAACCUGUGGGAAGAAAAUCUAGUCAGUGGGCAUUCAUAUCGCUGUUUUGUGAAAAGGAAGCAGCAUAACUUAUCCGAUUUUGCUCCGGAAACCACAGGAAUGAUUCCAUAUCGCUUAAUGGGGAUUUAAAGUUAACCGAGUAAGUGGUUGCUACGGCAAGUAAUUCUGUUUUACAGUCUAAAGAUCAUCGCUUCAAACUUAUCCCAAUGUGGGAUUUUGUUCAUUCGGAAUGCUUGACUUCCGUAACUAUACAUUUAACCUUUUUACUUACGCUUAAAGGUGACUUGGUGUUGUGCAUAUAGUUGGUUUGAACGUAAUCGUAAUUCUUUGAGCAACACAAUGUUACUGGACGCUGGUCAUCAGUUCUCUGGUUUGGGUGUUGGUACGUUUGCCAGGCAUCAUUCAUCAAGCGAAAUACAAGACAGAGACUUGAGUCUAACCCAGAAUACCUUUGUCGACUUUAAACUGAACCACGACCUCUCUCCUGGACAGAGCUCUGCUUUUACCUCUCAAGCAGCUGGUUAUCCCGCUGCGGCUUUGGGUGCGCAUGCAGCUCAUGUCACGCAGUACGCGAGUUCGCAUUUCAACUCCACCAGGGACUUUCUCUUUCGCAGCCGUGGCUUCGGCGACUCCUCUCCAACCAGCAGUCAACAUUCCAUAUUCGGCCCCACAGCGGGCUCUCUGCAUCACUCCCACACAGACGGCCAAGGCCACUUAUUGUUCCCAGGAAUCCACGACCAGCAUGGAUCCCACGGCUCUCCAAAUGUUUUAAAUGGACAAAUGCGACUGGGACUACCGGGUGAAGUUUUCGGGCGAUCGGACCAAUAUCACCAGGUAUCCAGCCCCAGGACCGACCCCUACUCUGCAGCCCAACUUCAUAAUCAGUAUAGCUCCAUGAACAUGGGAAUGAACAUGGCAGCCCAUCAUCACCCUGGUGCCUUCUUCCGCUACAUGCGACAGCAGUGUAUUAAGCAGGAGUUGAUUUGCAAGUGGAUAGACCAGGAACAGCUAAGCAACCCGAAGAAAAGUUGUAAUAAAACUUUCAGUACCAUGCACGAGCUGGUCACCCACGUCUCCGUGGAGCACGUAGGGGGACCAGAGCAAAGCAACCACAUCUGCUUCUGGGAAGAGUGCCCACGAGAGAGCAAACCCUUUAAAGCGAAAUAUAAACUGGUUAAUCACAUUCGAGUACAUACGGGAGAAAAACCCUUUCCCUGCCCGUUUCCUGGAUGUGGGAAGGUUUUCGCACGAUCGGAAAACCUGAAGAUCCACAAGCGAACACAUACAGGAGAGAAACCAUUCCUUUGUGAGUUCGGGGGCUGCGACAGGCGCUUUGCGAAUAGCAGUGACCGAAAGAAGCACAUGCACGUUCACACUUCUGACAAACCAUAUCUGUGCAAAAUGUGCGACAAGUCAUAUACUCACCCCAGUUCCCUGAGGAAGCACAUGAAAGUUCACGAAUCCUCACCUCCCGGGUCUGAGUCAUCGCCCGCAGGCAGCUCUGGCUAUGAAUCCGCGACGCCCCCAGGCCUGGUGUCUCCGUCUACUGAAACCCAAAGUAACAACAACUUGUCGCCCGUGUCGGCGGUUCACACGAACAACGGACAAAGCAGCUUAUCCUCCAAUUUUAGUGAGUGGUACGUUUAGGACCGAAUCAUCGGAGUCCAGACGAAAAUCGCCGAACAGAAGAAGAUAAAAUAAAGGAUACAAUUUCAUUGAAGACUUGCCCGAAGGCAUCCACCUAUACAGUCGUAACAUGUUGCGAUACAUAGCCUUUACUACAUCAGGAUAUUACAUUGCGCAUACAACAACCAGCUGAACACACAUGUAUUUAAAAUGUGUAAAUAAUAAAUAAUGACUUGCCCUCUAUCUCACGGUUGCAUUUUAUGUAUUUGAUGUGUAAGUGUUACUUAAGUGAUAGAUGUUUCUGAAACUGAACUUUUAUAUGCACAUGCUGUGAUACUUCUGUAUUAUACUGUUAAAUAAUGUGAUCCCAAUAGGGCAACUUGAUUGUAAAACAACUAGCCUAUUAACAGGAAACUGUGCCAAAGUUAACACAACACAAACAGACAGAAUAAUUACUAGUGAAUGUCAUUUUCGUUUGCUACGUUUCAUUUGUGACGUUCUGUGCUUUGCGAGCUUCAGUUGUGAAAUAUGUAGGGACUAAAUGUGGAGAAAAUAAACGCUUGCCGUUGAUUUUGGGUUAUUACUGAAUCUCUCCUUUUGUAAAUAUUAACAGUCAUAUUUAUCUACGUGUAAUUAAAUUAAAGUAUUUACUUGCCACAGAUACAACAAUAUUUAUAAAGAAUGUUUCUUUACAGUAAAUGUACAAUUAUGACCCAAACAUGAACAUGUGUUGAAUGUGUUUUUGUCCAAAAUUAAGAGGCUUCAUGUCAUCAUUGUAUUGAGUUGCAAGAACUGCUGAAUAUAGAAAUAUAAUAAAAAGUGUUGCAAAGUUCA
This is a messenger RNA of Conger conger (European conger), 2526 nucleotides long. RefSeq names its product zinc finger protein ZIC 2-like. Gene Ontology annotation, cellular component: nucleus. Gene Ontology annotation, molecular function: DNA-binding transcription factor activity, RNA polymerase II-specific; RNA polymerase II cis-regulatory region sequence-specific DNA binding. Gene Ontology annotation, biological process: regulation of transcription by RNA polymerase II; central nervous system development. The transcript has 3 exons. The record is from RefSeq and is a predicted model, not a curated record. Bases 406 to 1713 code for a protein of 435 amino acids. Lineage: Eukaryota; Metazoa; Chordata; Actinopteri; Anguilliformes; Congridae.